Nymphaea colorata (pocket water lily) is the source of this 1444-nucleotide messenger RNA. Its product is annotated as 29 kDa ribonucleoprotein A, chloroplastic-like. The transcript is spliced from 5 exons. Lineage: Eukaryota; Viridiplantae; Streptophyta; Magnoliopsida; Nymphaeales; Nymphaeaceae. Gene Ontology annotation, cellular component: cytosol. The coding region runs from base 134 to 1099 and encodes 321 amino acids. Gene Ontology annotation, molecular function: mRNA binding. The record is from RefSeq and is a predicted model, not a curated record.
GGCAUCCCCCCUUGAGAUCAACUUCUGGACGCCCCCCAGAUAUCGUCCCAGGCGAUAGUUGCGACUUGCGAUUUAGCGUCCAAGAGCGAGCGAGAGAGGGAGGUAGAGAGAGGAGCGAAGAAAAGAAGGGCCGAUGGCGGUAGCUGCGACAUCCGCGAUUGCGUCUCCACUGAGGUCCUCCAAGCUGCCUGGAAGCAAGCUCAAGCAACAGCUGGGAACACCAGCGUCUCAUCUUAGCACCUACCAUGCGGGAGUUCGCAGGCAGCUGGUGGUUGUGUCAGCUGCUGGCGCCGCCAAGAAGUCGUGGAUACCUCUAACGCCAAGAAGUCGUGGAUACCUGCCGUUAGAGGUGGGGGGAACUUCAUCGACCCAGAAUGGCUCGAUGGCUCCUUCUCAGGCCAUUUUCGCCCAUUUGGACUCCCUUUCGUUAAUCCUACUUCGAACGCCAUUGGCAAAAAGGAACAGUUCUAGGCGGUCGCAAGGGAUCUCGUGGGCUGUGGCUCACGAGGAAGCUGCCCGUGUCGAAGAGAGAGAAGGGGAAGAGGAGAAAGAAGAAGUGGCUCCCUCGCCACCCAAUACCAAGCUUUACUUUGGCAAUCUGCCUUAUAGCUGCGACAGCGCACAGUUGGCGGCGAUCGUCCAAGAGUAUGGAAGCCCAGAACUUGUGGAGGUGCUCUAUGACAAAAACACGGGAAAGAGCAGAGGUUUUGCGUUCGUUACAAUGAGCAGCUUUCAAGAUGCUAAUGCCGUGAUCGAGAACCUCGACGGGAGUGAAUACGGAGGUCGAAAUUUGAGGGUGAAUUUCAGCGACAAACCGAAGCCGCGUGAGCCCCUCUAUCCAGAGACAGAGUUCAAGUUGUUCGUGGGGAAUUUGUCAUGGUCUGUAAAUUCCGAGAGUUUGAUGGAUAUGUUUAGCGGUUACGGGAAUGUGGUUGGAUCUAGGGUUCUGUACGAUGGGGAGACAGGACGAUCUCGCGGAUACGGUUUUGUUUGUUUUUCUUCCAAAUCCGAGAUGGAAGCUGCACUCGAGUCCUUGAAUGGAGUGGAAUUAGAGGGCCGGUGCAUGAGGAUUAGCCUUGCUUUAGGCAAAAGAUCGUAAGGGGGGCGUCCAAAAUGGGGAAACAAGAGUGAUAUACAGAUCAAAGUCCCAACAGAUUGUAUAACGCCAUUAGCAGCGGGCUGCAAACAGGCUUCUGUUUGUAUAAAGAUCGAAGUCCCAACAUCUCAAGAGGUGUAUGUUCUCGGUUGUGGCGAACCAUUGGCAAUUACUGCUGUCUUUAUUUGUUCACUUGGUUAGCAUCCAAUUGCUCACCAGUUAUGAGGUGGAUGAUGUCUUGAUGAAGCCUUCUUUCUAUUUAUUGUUCUGUUCGAUGUUUCUCUUGUAUCUUACCUUCGGACUUCUUAUUUCAAAGGAAAAUAAACAAAAGGAAAGAUAGAAAACAAA